GUUUGGUGUUUUGAUAUUUUUACACACGCGUGUGUUCUCUCACUUAGCAAACCUGCCAGCUCCACUGACUGUUGUCUCCGAACUGCCUGUUCUGUUUGUAAAGCUGCAGGCGGUAGAUGUUUGCUCUCGUUCAGGAGGAUGUUCCCUGGAACUUAUGUCUUUACCCAUAAAGAUGGGCAAGCUCAGCAUUUAUUCCAACACAUUUUACCUCACACACUGUCUCAUCAACGAAGGACUGAAGCCCAUCUGAAUGUAACAAACUCCAUUGGUCCACCGAUGAUUGUUCCUCAUUUGCUUCCAACUUAUCAGUGGAAACCAGUGGAACAGCCAGAUGUUUCUUUCAUUCCAAAUGGAGUAAAAGAAAGCAACAGGAAGAGAAGGAGAAACAAUCACAGUCAGAAUGACCUGAAGAGACAACGUUUCGGUUCUCCGGGUCCUCACAACCAGCCUUAUAGAAAUGCAAACUUUACCUCCCAACCGGCGACUGCACCAGUGACUAGCAGAGAAACGUGUAGUUCUUAUUCCAGCGUCCCUACAUGCUCAUCUGCCACGUCUAAACCUGGGGGGUGUGUGCCAUCUUUGAGAGAGGGAUCCCAUCAGAGCGCCAUUCACCCAUCAUCAGUCAAUGAUAAGUUAAGUCAACAGAUUCUCGACCUGUUUCAUGCUUGUGAGCAACAGAAUGAUGAUCUGGAGAAGAAGGAGCAUUGCCGAGCAGCACUGCAGAGGGACAUCCAGACAAUCUUCCCAUGUGCACGAGUCUUCUUGGGCGGGUCAUCUCUAAAUGGCUUUGGUAGUCGCAGCAGUGAUGCUGAUCUUUGUCUUGUCAUCGAAGAGGGAAUGGUACACCGCAGAACAGAUGCUGUAUAUGUUCUUAGUCGUGUGCGGAAAUUGUUUUACACACUGUCUUACAUCGAGAGGCCUCAGCUCAUCAGAGCCAAAGUGCCCAUUCUGAAAUUCAGGGACAGAGUCAGUGGUGUGGAGUUUGACUUGAACUUUAACAACACUGUUGGCAUCAGAAACACGUUCUUGUUGCGGACGUAUGCCUAUGUUGAAAAACGUGUUCGUCCUAUCAUCCUUGUAAUAAAGAAGUGGGCCAGUCACCACCGCAUCAAUGAUGCCAGCCGAGGAACACUGAGCAGUUACACGCUGGUUCUUAUGGUCCUGCAUUACCUUCAGACUCUUCCCGAACCUGUCAUUCCAUGCCUUCAAAUGGAUUAUCCAGAGUGCUUCAACCCUAAGAUGGACAUUCAUCUUGUGCCAAGUGGACCAAGCAAUAUUCCAGCUUUUGUGUCUAAAAACCAGUCUUCCCUGGGAGACUUGCUCUUGGGCUUCCUGAAGUACUAUGCCACUGUUUUCAGAUGGGACAAGCAUGUGAUCUCUGUGCGUGAGGCAAAAACUCUCCCCAAGACCAGUUGCAAAGAUUGGAGAGAUAAGUUCAUUUGUGUCGAAGAACCAUUUGAUCGUACAAACACAGCCAGAGCCGUUCACGAGAAGGCUAAGUUUGAAGCCAUUAAAGCAGAAUUUACAGAGUCCUACCAGGUUCUGCAGCUGAGAAAGGAUCUCAACUUCAUCCUGCCUCUCAAAAAUACAAGACCAAAAAGAUAGCAUGACCCCAGCUAAGAAUAAACAUACAGAAUGGAUUAAACUUAGAGUCUUCAAUUAUACAUUGUGAGAAGAAAAGCUUCACUCCUUUAUAGAGGGCUUUUGGGUGUACUGGACCUUUUGGAAUGUGUUGAGACAAGUCCAUUGAGCUGACUAGGAUAUUAUCUGGUCGCUAGUCAGGAACAUCAGUGUCUAUGUUUGAGUUCCACAUGUAACAUCAGACACUGAGCAAUAUCUUUUGCCCAUAUGGACAAACACAGUCUGCAUUCAGGAAAUAAUUUUUGCUGUUGCAAACAUUUUCUCAUAGCAUUUUUGGGUUUAUUAGCUAAUAUAACCCUUUUCCGGCUCACUGAAAUCAAAGCAAAAUGGCACACGCAAAAAAAAAUCCAAUCAUAUUUUAUGCUGACAGCUUUCCUGUGAUCUGUUUUCCUCAAAAACCCAAAAUUAUAAAAAAAAAAACAAAAACAAAAAAAAAACUUUUUUCUGGCAACUACUUUCAGUGAUGACAUUUCUAUUGGUUUCUUACAUUCUGUCAUGUUUUGUAUAGUUUGUACAGUCUUUUAAAUGUUUAUUUAAUUGAUUAAAAUAUCACUAUGGAAUUGUAA
Labeo rohita (rohu) is the source of this 2207-nucleotide messenger RNA. RefSeq names its product terminal nucleotidyltransferase 2 (gene tent2). Lineage: Eukaryota; Metazoa; Chordata; Actinopteri; Cypriniformes; Cyprinidae. Gene Ontology annotation, molecular function: poly(A) RNA polymerase activity. Bases 139 to 1605 code for a protein of 488 amino acids. The transcript has 15 exons. Gene Ontology annotation, cellular component: cytosol. The record is from RefSeq and is a predicted model, not a curated record.